Pomacea canaliculata is the source of this 1430-nucleotide messenger RNA. Its product is annotated as scavenger receptor class F member 2-like. Lineage: Eukaryota; Metazoa; Mollusca; Gastropoda; Architaenioglossa; Ampullariidae. Bases 248 to 913 code for a protein of 221 amino acids. The transcript is spliced from 7 exons. Gene Ontology annotation, molecular function: scavenger receptor activity. The record is from RefSeq and is a predicted model, not a curated record.
GUCCCAGCAGACAAUACGGAGUGAACUGCCAGUCAUCUUGCGGUCGUUGCCAGGACAACGCUACAUGUGACCAUGUCAGCGGGCGAUGCUCUAACGGCUGUAGUGCAGGAUGGACUGGGAAACUGUGCAAAGAUGUCUGUCUUAGUGGGAAAUUUGGAGAAAACUGCGGGAAAUCAUGUGGAAGCUGUAAAGACAAUGCUCCUUGUAACCAUGUCAACGGAAACUGUCCUAGUGGUUGUGCUGCAGGAUGGACUGGAAAACAAUGUCAACAAGUGUGUCCUCGAAAGAAAUUUGGAGAAAACUGUCAGCACAGGUGUGGCCAGUGUAUUUCCUACAAACCCUGUCACCCUCUACCGGACUGUGUGAGGCUGGCUGUUUAUCUGGAUGGACGGGACCCUACUGUAACGAGAGUUGCCCUUUGAACUUCUUUGGACCAGACUGCCGAACACUGUGCGGUCGUUGUUACGACUAUGAACCAUGUGAUCAUGUUACCGGAUAUUGCAGAAAUGGCUGUGAUGUAGGAUACACUGGUGAUUGGUGUAAUGAGGCCUGUGCUUCUGGAACAUUUGGAGAAAACUGCCGGAGAUCCUGUGGUCACUGUAAAGACAGUCUUACUUGUCACCAUGUCAACGGACACUGUCCUCAAGGUUGCGCUGCAGGAUGGACUGGAAUACAGUGUCAACAAGUGUGUCCUGUGGGCAAGUAUGGAGAAGACUGCUGUUGGACGUGCGGACGAUGUGAAGAUGACUCGCAAGUCUGUCACCUGUUCACACACCUGUGCGUCUCUGACUGUGCUGCAGGAUACCGCAACCGUUAUACCAGAAUGCUCAUCUCGAUAAAAGUCUUCAAGUUUAAGGACAGGACUGAGGUGUUAACCUUCUACUACAGUAACAUCCUGUGGAUACCUGACUAACAUUGGUUCGACAUCCAGUGAACAAGGUGAUAGGAUGUGACUGACUGCCUUCAACCACAAGGAAAUCUGAGAAUUUACCUUUAUUUUUACUUUACUUUCUUUUUUCUACUUUAUAUAACUGUAAAAUCACAGUAGCUUCUACUCCUUCCUUUUACUGCAUCAUUCUUCUGAUGUUCUUCACUUGGAGUACUUGAUAAGACCAUUUGAUUGCAUAUUUCAUUUCCAAAUAAUCAACAACAUACUUUGCAUGUAAAUAACAUCUGCUAUUUUAAAAAGAAAUUAUGUUAUCAAAUUUUUAAAAUGUAUAUCAUCACUGUUGGUAUUUUAAGUAAUUAUACCGAUGUUAGUUUUUGUCUUUUGAAUAGAUACACGUGAGCUUUAGAUUUUAUUUUCAAAUGCACUUCAUUGUCAUGUAGAACAAGUACACAGCACUUUACUGUCAUGUUACUACGGGUACACAAUAUUUAUACUUUGUGAAACGAAAAUGAAAAAUUCUAAAUUAAAAAAAAAUGCAGCC